Messenger RNA from Ustilago hordei, 828 nucleotides. RefSeq lists its product as uncharacterized. The coding region runs from base 1 to 828 and encodes 275 amino acids. Lineage: Eukaryota; Fungi; Basidiomycota; Ustilaginomycetes; Ustilaginales; Ustilaginaceae. The transcript is spliced from 4 exons. Gene Ontology annotation, molecular function: clathrin-cargo adaptor activity. Gene Ontology annotation, cellular component: AP-1 adaptor complex; intracellular membrane-bounded organelle. The record is from RefSeq and is a predicted model, not a curated record. Gene Ontology annotation, biological process: protein transport; vesicle-mediated transport.
AUGUCGCCCAAAGCCAAACUCAAGAUCACCAAGGACGUCACCCAACUCGUCCUCGCACGAAGAACAAGGAUGUGCAACUUCCUCGAAUACAAAGAUAGCAAAGUGGUCUAUCGAAGAUAUGCAUCCUUGUUCUUCGUCACAGGCAUCAGUCAAGGAGAUAACGAACUGGUAACGCUUGAAAUCAUUCACAGAUACGUCGAGGUGCUCGAUCGAUACUUUGGCAACGUCUGCGAGUUGGACUUGAUCUUUAACUUUCAAAAGGCAUAUGCGAUCUUGGAUGAGUUGAUUAUUGCGGGAGAGAUGCAAGAGUCAAGCAAGAAAUCAGUGUUACGGACGGUCAGCCAGAGCGAUGCUAUUGAGGAAGCGGAACAGAGCGAAGAUGUAACAGGUCAGGGUAAGCACCUAGACCUUGCAGUCCUUUUCUGCCGUUCAAUCUCUGUCACUCUCGAUAUCCAUCAUGUUCCUGUCAACUUUGUACACUAUCAACUCGCAGCAAUCAGCUUUUGUUUCAACCCUUCUUUGUCGAGUAGUGGAGGUGCGCUCGUUUUGUACGCAUUGACCAAUGCUCAGAAUCUGUUACAUCGGAACGCUCCUCACACGAAAGCCAUGUGGGCACAAGGCAUCGAAGAGACGGGCGCAGGGUCUCACACGAUCAUCCGGAGUAAAGGCUUCAAAGACCAUCGACCGUGCUUCUGGAACUCGUACUCGCACGGAAAGUGGAAGCGAGGAGGCAAUGCGAGCAUAGAAGCCGAACAUGACAGGCCACAGCAAGACUUUUACACAACUGCUCGUAAACGGUCUCGUUCAGAGCUAAUCUUGACCACCUAG